AAACUGUCAGGAUGAUAUACUGGGAAUAUGUGGGGAUUCUGCUAUCCCUUUUCCCAGGAAAGGAAUCCCUUCCCCUGCCAAUGUCUUGGAAUUCUAUGUCUGCUUGCUCUGUCCAUGCAGUCAUAAACCACAAGGAUUUAGUGGCCACAGUGUCACCACAGUAUGUAGUGACAAAGUCAAAGUCUGGACAAGGCCAUGCAUCUACAUCAAGCGAAGAAAUAUCUCAAAAUGAUUGUCAGAAUACAAAUUUAUCAAUCUUACCUCAGGAUAAAUAUCAAGAAUCUGGUCAGCAUGCUAAAGAGCCUCAGGAAUUGAAGGAAGCACACAGUCAAGGACUGGAAGUAAAAAGGAGUGCAUUCCUUCUAGGUUCUGACCCUGAUCUGCAUAAAAGGAAAUCUACAUACUUGAAAAGUUCGUCAAGAAACAAGAAAGAUCCACGAGUGGAGAAACUUUCAAGGAAUAAAAAGUCCUUACAACCUGGUAAAGGCAAGCAUAAAUUGAUGUCUUUCCUCAAGGAAAAGGAGCAAUCUGUGCUGGUUAAACAGAAUGGUUUGAACACAGAACUACAACCUUCUCACAGUAAUGGAAAUUCAGAUAAAAGAAACUCUGUUUCAAAAACUGGAAGUGGGAAACCUAGACCCACACCUAAACAGUGGAAACUUAGUUGCUUGUUUUCAAAGAAGUUUCUUAAAGCUAAACCUCAAAGUGGCAAAGACACAAGAAAUAAGGGCAAGAAAACCAAAAAAUGUGACAGAGAGAAGAAAAAUAAAAAAAAAUGCCUGCAAAAUGUUUCACCUUCAAGUUUUAUUGUAUCUCCCAAUAUCUAUUCAUCAGAUAAUCAGCCAAAAGGCAAGAGUUACAAUAAUGCCCAGCUAACCCAGGAUUACUUUAAUAAAAGUAAUCAAGGACAAAAGAAAAAGGGAGACAGUGAUGUUACAACUAGUGCACAUCUACAGAAAGGAGUAAAGGGUGCACAAACUCUUACAACUAAAAACAAAAAAGGUAAAGUUAGAAAUGACAGUGAUGUCUCUAGUAGCAUUGGAGGGGCAGAGUUUGAUGCACUAGAAAGGUUCAAGAAACAUCAGAAGCAUGCUAUGGAAAGGAGCAGGCAAAAAUCUUGUGUAAAUACUAAGUAAUAAACUUCAAUAAUGACUUGACUGCAAUCACAUAUUUUUCUUUAUUUUCUGCCUCUUACCUUUCCUCAUGUUCUUAGCCUGACAAAUUAUUACUUUUCUUUUUUUACAUACCUUUUUGUGUUCAUUUUAUAUUUUCUCCCUUGUUUUCUUGAAUUUUGCUCUUAUUCAUUACAUAUUUAUGUAUUUGUAAAUACAUAGAAAAUAUGUAUUAUCUGUUGACAAAAUCAAAAUUACAUAAAGGUUCGUCUGGGAGUGAGAAAUAUUUUGGUUUAUUUCAUCAGACGCUGCCAUAUUUUGUUACUGUACACCUUUUACAAUAAUGUUUCCUUUUGUUUUGAUUUAGAUAUAUAAAGAGUUUACAUAAGUUAAUAUAUGUACUUUGAAAUCAGCUUUAAAAGUUUAACUUUUUGUUUGCUUUUGAAAAGAAUUAAUUG
Molecule: messenger RNA, 1570 nt
Organism: Penaeus monodon (black tiger shrimp)
Lineage: Eukaryota; Metazoa; Arthropoda; Malacostraca; Decapoda; Penaeidae
Exons: 2
Coding region: 12-1136 (374 amino acids)
Source: RefSeq, a predicted model, not a curated record